ACUUAACACAUUCAUGCUAACAACGUAGGUAUACGUCGAAAAUCAAUCUAAGUGAUGUAGCACAUCGUUUUAUCACGCCGAAAUAAAAACAUGAGUAAAGCGUAGAACGUACAAGAACGUUGGAUAUCCGUAUAAAAAUCAUAAAACUACGUACUAGCGCCACACCAUAUCUAAAUCUCGGACUUCUAGCGCCACUGGAAAUGUGUUUUAUUUCAUAAUGAUUCCCAGUCACUCACACAGUUACAAGUACCCACACCACAAACGCACAACGUCAUCACACGGUGACCUUUGUACGCGCCGCCAUACUGUCAGUGAGGCUGUUGCGCUCGCAGCGGGAAUACGACGCAAACCAAUUACGCGCGAAAUCACCGUCAUGGAAAGUAAGAGGAAAUCUAAAAAAAGACGACCCAAAGGAAAAGACAAAAAUGAGACCUGCAAUAGAAAAAAUACGACGAAAUCUAUUGAAAUGGACACGGAGGAGAAACGACCACAACGGACGAACAAGGCUUCAAUGAAAAUGUUUGAAGAUAAUGUCUCGUCACGGCAAAGUACACCAGACCCAUGUAGCGACGAUGGAGAGUAUGGCUCCGAUGAAGAAUAUGAUCCAGCCUCUGACGAUUCAGACAGCAGUGUUGUUAGUGAUUUGGAAUUUUGUUGCAGACGCACUAAACCAUCGUUGGGGAGCAGGUCUGAGUCUGAAGUUGGUACAGAUAAUGACGAUGAUAACGAAACCGAUUCGUUUUCGGAAGCUUCAAGUAAUAGCAGUAUUUUUGACUCUCAUCGCCGCCACCGUUUAGCUCUUAAACGUUCCCAUUCAACCACUUCAAACAAUGGCACAAACAAACCUAAAACAAAACAGGCGAAAGUUGAACAUGCUGAUGACAGUGCAGACACAAUUUCUUUGCAUUCAGAAACUUUAAGGAACAACUUGGGUGAUAUAAAUGUUUUAGAAAUCUCAUCUUUGCUUCCUGACCCGACAGAAAUAGAAAAUAUGUCAAUUUGUACGAGAAAUCAGUCACCUCUGGCAUCGCCGCCGCCACCGGAUCCGGUUGAAGCUGAAAGAAAUGACUCACCUGCGUCGCCGCCGCCACCGGAUCCGGUUGAAGCUGACAGAAAUGACUCACCUGCGUCGCCGCCGCCACCGGAUCUCGUUGAAGCUGAAAGAAAUGACUCACCUGCUUCGCCUCCGCCACCGGAUUCGGUUGAAGCUGAAAGAAAUGACUCACCUGCGUCGCUGCCGCCACCGGAUCCGGUUGAAGCUGAAAGAAAUGACUCACCUGGUUCGCCGCCGCCACCGGAUCCUGUUGAAGCUGAAAGAAAUGACUCACCUGGUUCGUCGCCGCCACCGGAUCCGGUUGAAGCUGAAAGAAAUGACUCACCUGGGUCGCCGCCGCCACCGGAUCCGGUUGAAGCUGAAAGAAAUGACUCACCUGCGUCGCCGCCGCCACCGGAUCCGGUUGAAGCUGAAAGAAAUAACUCACCUGCGUCGCCGCCACCACCGGAUCCGGUUGAAGCUGAAAGGAAUGACUCACCUGCGUCGCCGUCGCCACCGGAUCUGGUUGAAGCUGAAAGAAAUGACUCACCUGGGUCGCCGCUGCCACCGAAUCCGGUUGAAGCUGAAAGAAAUAACUCGCCCCGUGCGUCACUAAUGCCAUCAAGAUCUGAAGAUGCCCAAAGAAAUAAUCCGACCGGAAUCCCGGAAGAGGGUAAUGUUAGACAGUCUGGUAAUGACAUUGAAGCUCCAAAUGACUGGGAAACUACAAAAGCGUUGUUUGAAUUUGAUGCCCUUUCUGCGGGUGCUCAAUUUAAUGUCGGCCCAGGUACGACGGUCAUAGAUGUUUUUCAUAAAACGUAUAUAAACGUAAAUUACUUAAAAUGCAAAUUAUGCACAAAAAAGAAAAUUAGAAAAGAAACUGGUCUAAGAUGCAAAGGCUGUGACGAUAAGCCAGCAUUAUGUGCUCUUUGUUUCGAAGAAUGGCAUAGCCAGGUAUAAUUUGUAGCUGUCUUGUCAGUUGUAUCUUAGAUACCAGGGUUUAAUCAGUGGUCAAUUGUUAAAUUUAAUUCUAAGUACAAAAAAUAUAUGUGUGAUUUCAUGGGCCAAGAUAUAAUCAAAGAUGCUUUUAGAUUUAAGUGCAAUUGCUAAUCAAGAAAUAUUAUUGUUAUAUCAAGACUGAUUAGUACGAAUUUAAAUAUUAGCUUUUCAGGAUAUUGUUAAUUAAAAACGUACAAUUAUAAUAUUAUUAGAUACCUAUAAAUAGGUUAAUUAUUCUAGUAUGAAGCUAUAUCCUAAAUUGUGAGACUGAUUAAGAAAAAAUAAUAAAAACAAACAUAACCUUUAGUGUUUUAUUGACUGAAUAAUACCUAAAAACUACAUAA
This is a messenger RNA of Pectinophora gossypiella (pink bollworm), 2376 nucleotides long. RefSeq lists its product as uncharacterized. The coding region runs from base 218 to 1993 and encodes 591 amino acids. Lineage: Eukaryota; Metazoa; Arthropoda; Insecta; Lepidoptera; Gelechiidae. The transcript has 3 exons. The record is from RefSeq and is a predicted model, not a curated record.